AUGAGCGUUCACAAUACGAGGCUUGGAGGCUUGGAAGAAGCACUAAAUGAGACUGGUCGGCCAAUAUCAUUUGCGGACUGGAGCUUGGACGGAGGCUUUGCGUUGAGGCUGUACGGGAUCGGCAAGGCUGUGACUGUGGGCCAUUUUACCCUUGUAUCCUCUGCCAAAAAGGCAUCCCGGACACCGUUUGUGGCUUAG
Messenger RNA from Aspergillus fischeri NRRL 181, 198 nucleotides. RefSeq lists its product as uncharacterized. Lineage: Eukaryota; Fungi; Ascomycota; Eurotiomycetes; Eurotiales; Aspergillaceae. The transcript has 2 exons. The record is from RefSeq and is a predicted model, not a curated record. Bases 1 to 198 code for a protein of 65 amino acids.